UUCAUCAAAGGGCGCCGUGCGUCACCAGAUCGACAUGACUCGUCUACGGGGCCUUAGAGUGGAUGUCAUUCACGAUUCUAUAAUUGAGGAAACAUAACCGUUUACAGGAGAUCCCAGAUAUCACACCAUGGACUUGAUCAUGGUGACACACGUGCAAUCGAGUCGGAUGGGUGAGACACGUGUGUGAUGAAAGCUUUGGGGCGUCCGAGAUGGGGGAGGGACGUUGGCAUUUCUCCUCCCCUCUUUCUGCAAUCUGGCAUUAAAGAAAAGUCAGUGCCUUAAUCCCCCGAGAGGAGAAAGAGGAGAGAAGAGAAGAGAGAGACCUUAAAAAGCUGCUCAAAAUCCAAAUCCAAUGUCUCCUUCAGAUGCCAACAUCUUCCCCUUCAACGCCUCUGUUAGGAAACGGACGGAGGCCCCUCGCUGUCUCUGCUCGCCUCAUUCGUUUCCCUCCAAGAAAUACAAAUCACUGGCGGAGAUAAUGCAAACGGCGCCGAUUGUUGUCAUGGAGAAUGAGGAUGAGGAAAGCAGCAACGAUGAGAACGACGACAACGACGUGAGGUGCGAGCAAUGCAUGUCGGGAGAUGGAGCUGAGGAGAUGCUGCUCUGCGACAAGUGCGAUAAGGGAUAUCACAUGUACUGCUUGCGUCCCAUCAUUGUUCGAGUCCCUACAGGGUCCUGGUUUUGCCCCAAUUGCUCUCGGAAGAAACGGUUAACAAUGUUUCCGCUCCUGCAAACCAAGAUUGUGGACUUUUUCCGGAUUCAGAGGGGAUUGGAUGCCUUGGAUAAAUGUACUUCUCCUCUAGGUUAUUUUUUCUGUCUAGAUGCCAGGAAACGUCGGAGGCGUUCCACCCCUUUAGUUAUGUGUAAGAAGAGGAGGAGAUUAUUGCCAUUUAGUCCAACAGAAGAUCCUGUUCGGAGGCUAGAACAAAUGGGUUCCCUUGCUACAGCAUUAACGGCAUUGCGGAUGGAGUUCAGCAAUGAGCUCACUUACAUGCCUGGCAUGGCUCCCAGAUCUGCUAAUCAGGCCAGGCUGGAAAGGGGUGGCAUGCAGGUUCUCUCAAAAGAAGAUACAGAAACAUUAGAGUUUUGCUCAGCAAUGUGCAGAAGGGGGGAAUGGCCUCCCCUUGUAGUAGUUUUUGAUUCUUGCGAAGGUUUCACUGUAGAAGCCGAUAGAAACAUAAAGGAUUUAACCCUCAUCACGGAAUACACUGGUGAUGUUGACUAUAUCAAGAACCGGGAACUUGACGAUUGUGAUAGUAUGAUGACCCUCCUUUUAUCAACAAACUCAUCUGAGAGUCUUGUUAUAUGCCCGGAUAAACGUGGAAAUAUUGCUCGCUUCAUUAAUGGCAUUAACAAUCACACUCCGGAUGGUAGGAAGAAACAAAAUCUUAAAUGUGUCAGGUAUAAUGUAAAUGGUGAGUGUCGGGCCUUACUUGUUGCCACCCGUGAUAUUGCUAAAGGGGAGAGGCUAUACUACGAUUACAAUGGAUAUGAGCAGGAAUACCCAACUCAGCAUUUCAUCUGACUUACUCUACAACUACGGAAUUUCCUCUAACCAGUCCAUGCAAAGUGUAAAUCAGGAUCCGAACGGGUCAUUUUUGAGGUAGUUAUUUGAGGGAUUCUUUUACAGCCCAUUUGGUUCUAACGCUGAAAUCAGCACCAUUCCUUCUCUAUUUAUUGUGGUUGGACCCUUCAUUGUUUGUCCAAUGUAACAGUGACCAUUCCAAGGCCAUGAAAGAUAUGGGAUUAAAUUAACAUGGAGUGUCAUUUCCAGUUCUCAGUUAAGGAUAAUGUCUUCAAUUUGCAUCAUUUUGAAAUGCAGAUGUCAGAAUGAGUCGAUCUUAAGCUUU
This is a messenger RNA of Magnolia sinica, 1850 nucleotides long. Its product is annotated as probable Histone-lysine N-methyltransferase ATXR5. The transcript has 6 exons. Gene Ontology annotation, molecular function: protein binding. The record is from RefSeq and is a predicted model, not a curated record. NCBI's taxonomy places the organism in Eukaryota, Viridiplantae, Streptophyta, Magnoliopsida, Magnoliales, Magnoliaceae. Bases 353 to 1525 code for a protein of 390 amino acids.